Messenger RNA from Rhincodon typus (whale shark), 3420 nucleotides. RefSeq names its product serine/threonine-protein kinase WNK2-like. Gene Ontology annotation, biological process: negative regulation of sodium ion transport; monoatomic ion homeostasis; positive regulation of sodium ion transmembrane transporter activity. Bases 1 to 3420 code for a protein of 1139 amino acids. NCBI's taxonomy places the organism in Eukaryota, Metazoa, Chordata, Chondrichthyes, Orectolobiformes, Rhincodontidae. The record is from RefSeq and is a predicted model, not a curated record. Gene Ontology annotation, molecular function: potassium channel inhibitor activity; protein serine/threonine kinase activity; chloride channel inhibitor activity. The transcript has 14 exons. Gene Ontology annotation, cellular component: cytosol; cytoplasm.
AUGGCGCCUUCACCACACUUUCAGGCAAAUUCAGUCAAAGCAUUUAAGGGGAAAUUGGAUUAUCUGAAAGGGAAGAAUGUACAGAAAGACAGUCAUCCUCAGCAAGAUAAACAACAGACAACAUGUGGCUGUUAUGAUAAUAUAUGUUCAGAUGCUGCUUCAGGAAAAGAGAUGAGUGAUGGUUAUGAAGGAAUUCAUGCCAGCGGGAAACAGGAGAACAAAAGCUCAAGGAAACAUCAUAAGAGGUCUACACGUACUCGGUCACGUCAGGAAAAGGCCAGUAAGCCAAAGCUGACUCUUCUUAAUGUGUCAAAUGUGGGAGAUAAGAUGGUAGAAUGCCAACUGGAAACUCAUAAUCACAAAAUGGUAACCUUCAGAUUUGAUUUGGAUGGUGAUGCUCCAGAUGAAAUAGCAAGUUAUAUGGUAGAGAAUGAUUUUAUACUGGAAACGGAGAAGGAGAUUUUCAUUGAACAGAUGAAAGAUAUAAUGGACAAAGCAGAGGAUAUGCUCACAGAAGAAACAGGUGGAGAAAGUGGCUGCAUUCAUAGUACAAUUAUACAAGAAGUUGCUGGGAAGUCUGAGAUUGAUGGUCAGAUGCCAGUUUCUCUACAAUCGCAACAGAAUGUCCUGCAUACAGGCCGAAGGUGGUUUAUUGUAUGUCCGGUUGUGGAAAAUAUUGCAACAGAACUUUCAGAAUCUGCAUCAGGUGUUCCUUCAACUCAACCACAACCAACUUCUACUUCGGAAGCAGAACUAGGAAUUGAUGAGCAAGUUGAAUCUAUAGCAUCUGCUACAAAUGAUAGCACCUCUGGACAUCGUAAUGCAUCUCCACCUUUGGUACCAGUGCUGUCUAAUAUUAUUUAUCCAACAAAUCUAGCUGCACAAGCAACAAUGUCGCCCCUUAUUUCUACACUAUCAAUCCAGAGGGAGGAUAAAACUGUAAAUGAAGCACAACAGAGCAGUCACUGCAUAUAUACUGCUGUUUCCAAUGGAUCGGAUAUUUCAUUUCAAAGCCAACUUGCAGUUCAUGAGCAUUUAGAAGUUUGUUCUACAUCUGUGGUUCCACUGCAGUCAGAAGAAGAACAAUCAGAUGUGGUUUAUAGCCCCCCUGUGGUUGUAGAUAUGAAAUGUUGUCCUGUUGUUCACCCUCUUCCGAUCCAAUCAAUAUCUACACAAACAGAGCAUAAUCUUCCUGCUCAAUAUCCUGAACUUAGCCCAAUUCACAGUGUGGUCUUGGAGCACCAGUCUGUACCACAAGCUUGUGUUCCUGACAUUAUUCCACAAUCUGUUGUAAAGCAGCAACCUUUUGCAAACCAGAUGCAAUCAGCUGUGGGCAUUUCUGGAGCAGUCAUUAAUACAGCAAUGGGUUCUCAGCCCCAGAGUCCCGCACAAGUAGUUCCAGGUGUUAACCAGCAAUUUGCACAAGCGCAGUCUCAGUCAAUUACUUUGACUGGUAUUAUUAGCAGUCAGCAACAACUUUCUCUCGUGGUUGAAUCAGACAGUGAAGGUCCACGUAAAAUUGAAUUUGUGGAUAAUACAAUAAAGACACUGGAUGAAAAGUUACGCACUUUAUUAUAUCAAGAACCUGGUGGAAUUCUCCCUGCAUAUCCUGCUGCAGAAUCUUCUGAAACUGUUGCUUUGGGAGAUGUGGGUUGCACCGAAGAGCUUUAUGCUGAGCCCCUUGGUGAAGUCCUAAAUGCUGCACUUUCUGUGGCCGUUUCUGUUCAUGAUGUAAAGAAUAUAGAUGCACCUAUCCAUUCUGUUUUACCAAUAACCCAAGUCCCUAUUAUGGGGUCACCACCAAGCUUGCAUUCUUUGCCUGCAGAGUUACCUGAAGAAACUUCUAAUCAAGUUGUUCUUAGAGAGGUUCUGUAUCAGCGUGUGAAAGCACCAGUAUUACCUGUAAUGGGAGACUCCAUUUUGGCUUCAAAAGCCUUAGAGACCGGAUCCACUGAUAUUACUGUCUCUUCACUCAGAUCUGAAGUAACAGAAAUGAGGAUGGGUGAAAGUGAAACCAAUGAGGCUGGGGUCAAAAAUCAAAAGCUGGAAGUUAAAGAGUGUAUUCAAAGCUAUGUGCAACCACAGACGACGGAAUUGUCCACAGGAGCAUCGAUUAUAAACGGUCAAGUGACUAUUGCUGACAUCAAUAGGGCAGGCUCAUCCGAUACAAUGUUUGUUAUGUCGUCAACAGUGGAUCUUCUUCCUGUAACAAUAGACAAGUUUGAGGUUGUUCCAACAUCUCAGGACAUUGUUAAUAAAAUUGAGCAUUAUGCAAAAAGUGAAGCUAAGCCAAAUGAAGCACCAGGUUCACCAGGAGGAAACGUAUUCUGUCAAUCAUUAGCAAAUGGUGAAAGUGACCAGAAGAAAGAAAAAAUGGAAAAUAAGCUGCUGUCCAUUACAAGAAUUAACACAAUUGGCAGAUUUUCAGUUAUUAGCACAAAAGAUGAAGUAACUUUAAAAUAUCCUUAUCGCAAUAGGUAUUCUGCACCUCCCGAGCUUUAUUCAAAUACAUCUCCUACUAGCCCUGAUUUGAAGCCUUUGGUUACUCGAACUCAAACCUCUGUUCCAGUGGAAGUUACGCUUCGCAGCCGUCCGUCUUCAGAUUCUGAUGAACCAUUCAGUACAAAACCAAAUGUUCAAACAUCAGUUGCUUGCAAUCAGAUGAGCACAGUUGGAGAAUUUCCUUCAUCAAGAAAAUCAGCUGCUUUGUUGAAAAUUGAGAGGCAGAGACCUGAACUUGCAUAUGGUCAAGCAGCAGCCCCCCCAACCAUAACUAUUAAGUCUGCAUCUCCUUCCCAGUCAUCAUAUAUGAGCAGUGACAAUGACUCUGAAUUUGAAGAUGCUGACGUGAAAAAAGAACUACAGAUACUGCGAGAAAAACACAUGAAAGAGAUCUCAGAGCUUCAAGUUCAUCAAAGACACGAAAUAGAGGAAUUGUAUAGACGUUUAGGAAAACCUUUGCCAACAGCUUUAGGAUUCUUGCAAGCUGUGCCACCUACAGGCAGACGACGGAGACCAAGCAAGAACAAACUAAAGGCUUGCAAGCUACUUAAUCCAUUAGUGCAGUCACUGAAGAAUACAGAAUCCAGUAUAAAUCUUCAAACAGAUAAUUACGCAACUGCUGCAGCUCAAGAUGACCCAAGUAACUGUGAUACACCAGAACCUGCUCGAUCCCAUGAAGUGCAGACAAAACAGCCCUGCUCUAUCAAGUCCUCCUUAUCCUCUGACAAUGUUUGUUCAGGCUUUAUUAGCGAUACAGCAGGUGCUGCACAAGGUGACUUAGCCCAAGGUAACUGGAUUAACAGUUUCUUAACUACAUGGUAUGGUAAUGAGCUGAUUUUGGUUACUGAAAAUCUAUUGGAUUUUAACGUUGUAUGCAAAACUAAGCACAAGCUUUUGCCAAAUGUUUUACUUUGGUAG